Entelurus aequoreus (snake pipefish) is the source of this 1150-nucleotide messenger RNA. RefSeq lists its product as uncharacterized. Bases 38 to 952 code for a protein of 304 amino acids. The transcript is spliced from 3 exons. NCBI's taxonomy places the organism in Eukaryota, Metazoa, Chordata, Actinopteri, Syngnathiformes, Syngnathidae. The record is from RefSeq and is a predicted model, not a curated record.
CCAGUCUCCGGUGCCUGGUGUCCCAAAAGCCCUCUACAUGGAGCAAACACCUGUCUUUCCAGACAAUGAGCCGGAGGUGUCGGUCCCCUCUGCACAUGCCAUGGUCCAACGCUGCAGACGCAUUUGGGCAGCAGCUCGUCAGGUGCUGAUCCGACAAGGAGAUCGGAUGAAGAAGGCAGCGGAUCGCAAGAGGAAACCCGCUCCUGCAUAUCGGCCAGGGCAGAGAGUAUGGCUCUCAGCCAAGGACAUGCGGCUCAAAGUUCCUUCCAAGAAGUUGGCACCACGGUUCGUAGGUCCGUACUCCAUCACCAGAGUCAUCGGACCCUCAGCAGUACGACUCCGUCUGCCUCGGUCCCUGCGUGUACACCCAACCUUCCACGUCAGUAAAGUGAAGCCAGUCAAAGAAAGCCCGCUGGUUCCGGCCACCACGUCCCCUCCACCACCCGAGAUGAUAGAAGGCGGCCCUGUCUACAAGGUGAAGAAGUUAUUGGCAGUUCGUAGCCGGGGCCGGGGCAGACAGUACCUAGUGGACUGGGAAGGUUACGGACCGGAGGAGAGACAGUGGGUGCCUUCUCGGCAUAUCAUGGACUCCACCCUCAUUGAGGACUUUCAUAGAGACCAUCCUGGACAAUCUGGGCCGUCAGGAGUCGGCCCUAGAGGGAGGGGUACUGUCACACCGCGGUCACUUGCCCUUCCUUUUUGUGUCAUCAGUCUGACGUCAUCCCUGUUCCCUGAUUGUUUCCACCUGUUCCCUAUUACCCUCAUGUGUCUUAUAAGCCCAUUCCUCCGUUUGUUCUGUGCCAGAUUGUUUCGUUCAUUCGUACUUUCCAGCGUCUACGUCCAUGUCCAUGCCUUGCCUUGUAUCCAGUCUAUGUUCCAUGUUCUUGAAUCCCUUCGUGGCUAUUUUGAGUUUUCCUUUUUCCUCCUCAGCAGAGUGAUUUUUUGUUAUUGACUUUAUUCAGCCGAAGUGGUAAGUUAUUAGUUAAAUUCCUCAAUUUUUGAGUGACUAUUUUUGUUAAACUUUAUUAAAUAAGAUAGUGUAGAAUUGUUCAGAGCUGUUGUUUAUUCCUCCCGUUGGUGUCACGGCCGGGGCGCAUUGGAAUGCGCCCUCAACCUUGCGCGCUGCAAGCACCGCAGGACACGCCCCCAC